CCUCACGAGCAUUGUGUGAUCCAUGGAAGGAGAGUGGUGAUGUCUCGGACAGUGGCAGCAGCACGACCAGCGGGCACUGGAGUGGUGGCAGCGACAUCUCUACCCCUUCACCCCCCUACCCCUCUGGAAGCCCCAAGUACUCCAGUGAGGGCAUGAGCUCUCCCCAGGUGGAUGAUGGCUUUGAGACUGACUCUGAUCCCUUUCUCCUUGAUGAACCCGCUCCACGCAAGAGAAAGAACUCAGUGAAGGUGAUGUACAAGUGCCUCUGGCCAAGCUGUGGCAAGGUCCUGCGCUCCAUUGUUGGCAUCAAGAGGCACGUCAAGACCCAGCACCUUGGGGACAGUGCAGACUCCGACCAGCGGAAGCGAGAGGAGGAUUUCUACUACACUGAAGUGCAGGUGAAGGAAGAACCAGCACCAGAGGUGGCUGCCACCACCAGCCCCGUACCCACAUCUGCCCCCAUCAUCAUCCAGCAAGCCCUGGCAAAGCCAGAAGCAUUGCUGGUGGAGCAGCCAGUGCUGGAGCCUGCCCUGGCCAGCAGUGCCCUAAGCCAGUCUGCCCCCAGCUCCUUCUGGCACAUCCAGGCGGAUCACGCCUACCAGGCAUUGCCUUCGAUCCAAAUUCCAGUGUCCCCCCACAUCUUCACCAGCAUCAGCUGGGCUACUGCCACCUCAACCCUUCCAUCCCUGUCACCGAUGCGGAGCCGGUCACUCAGCUUCAGUGAACCCCAGCCACCAACGCCGAUGCUCAAGUCCCACCUGAUUGUCGCCUCGCCACCCAGGGUGUCCAUCGGCACUAGAAAAGUCCGCGGUGAAGCCAAAAAGUGCCGUAAGGUUUAUGGCAUCGAACACCGGGACCAGUGGUGCACGGCCUGCCGGUGGAAAAAAGCCUGCCAGCGCUUCCUGGACUGA
Messenger RNA from Nestor notabilis (Kea), 911 nucleotides. RefSeq names its product zinc finger protein 395 (gene ZNF395). Gene Ontology annotation, molecular function: RNA polymerase II cis-regulatory region sequence-specific DNA binding; DNA-binding transcription factor activity. The record is from RefSeq and is a predicted model, not a curated record. The transcript has 6 exons. Gene Ontology annotation, cellular component: nucleus. The annotation marks the transcript as partial. Lineage: Eukaryota; Metazoa; Chordata; Aves; Psittaciformes; Psittacidae. Gene Ontology annotation, biological process: regulation of transcription by RNA polymerase II.